This is a messenger RNA of Coregonus clupeaformis (lake whitefish), 1067 nucleotides long. RefSeq names its product calcium homeostasis modulator protein 6-like. The transcript is spliced from 2 exons. Bases 86 to 1066 code for a protein of 326 amino acids. Lineage: Eukaryota; Metazoa; Chordata; Actinopteri; Salmoniformes; Salmonidae. The record is from RefSeq and is a predicted model, not a curated record. Gene Ontology annotation, molecular function: monoatomic cation channel activity.
GAAAGUAUAGCUGUCACUUCUAUUUAUAUGGUUCCCAUGACUUGCUAUUAGCAAAAGUGCAUGUGAGUCCUGUGCGUCUGGAAAGAUGGAUAAGUUCAAAACUGUUCUUAAAAUUGUUCAGAAUCAGCAGACUAGUCUCGGGUUUGGUUUAGUUGCGUUGUUAACUGCAGGCGGGGAACAGAUAUUUUCGUCGGUGGUGUUCAAAUGUCCUUGCAGCGGCUGGAACUUUUUAUAUGGCAUGGUGUUUCUCUUAGUGCCUGCUCUGGCACUGUUGGUGUUAGGUUACAUCAUGAGCAAUAAAACAUGGAAAUUGUUUACAGGUUUGUGUUUACGCAAAUCCACAUUUUGUAGUUUUAAGUAUUUUUGCGCCUGUGGGGUGGUCUUCUUUCAGAUCACCACGACAGCAGUAGUUGCACCUGUAAGUUGGAUUGCAGUCGCUUUGCUCAAUGGCAAUUACUUUGAAUGCGCCAUGACUGGCGUCAAUGUAACGGUUUUCACAAACCACCUUUGCGAUGGAAAGAGUCCGCAGUGCCUGGAUGAACUUUAUAAAUUCCCCUGCGGGAGGGCCACCAACGUGCCACAAUCUGAAAGGGAUGAUGUGCUGGCAACCAUCCGCGCUGAGUCGCAGGUCCUGGGUUGGCUACUGAUCGCCUCCAUCAUGGUCUUCAACCUCCUGCUGAUCUGCGUUGCCCGGUGUAACUCCCCAGUCAGCUCCCUGCAGCUGAAGUUCUGGAGGGCCUAUGCCCAGCGGGAGAGCGACCUGCUGGAAAGCUACACGGCAGAUCACGCCGAAAAGCUUGCAGAGAGGAACCUGAAGAGCUUCUUCCAGCAGAUGUCUCCAGAGCCUGUCACCACCCCACCUAACCAGGCUUGGGAGAAGAUCUCGUCCCUCUACAGGUUCAGCACCAGAGACCACUACUAUAGCAUCCUGCACAAGUACGUGGAGACGUGUCAUGAUCCUGCAGAGGCCAGGGACCACAGGAUGUCGUCUGUCAGGUCAGACGGUCCAGACACUGCUAAUCUAGCCGUGCUCGCCUUUGUGGAUGAGGGCAAGAUGAUGCUGUGAA